GCAGUAUACAGGUAUACUCAUGAAUUGCAUCAGAAUACAAACCAACCCAUUAAAUUAAGAUCACAAGGCAUUGCAUUUCCAUCCACAUGAGCUUGGCAAAACCACAAGGCAACAUGGACAAGUGUCCCCUUCCUCAAACUCCUGCAAAUACAAAUAUUUUGUUAGGUGGCUUCUCCCCCCAGCCAUCUCGCCAAAAUUGCCUCAGCCACUCAUGUGUGCCCAAGUGGAGAAUCUCCCUCUGCCAGCUUGGACUCUCUCACCCCUUCCUUGCCUUGUUGCUUUGGUUGGACAGCCUACACUUAACCACAUUCCAAUGCCAAUGGCGUCCUCCUAUAUAUAUAUAUUCAGCACAUACACCAAAAGGGGCGGAGCACAAGCAACAAUAACAUAUACUCCACAUAUCCAGCUCCCCUAUUGUCCCUUCAUCGCUGCCACCGCCACCAACAACGACGACCCCUGCAAGAACAAGAAGCAACAACAGGAGGAAGAAGUACAAGCUUCGGCUCGACUGGCUCCCAUUCUUGCGGCGGCACCGUCAAGCUCGCGGGAGAAUGGGGGUGACCGGGGAAUGGCAACGGGGGCCGGUGAUUGGCCGUGGCGCGUCGGCCACAGUGUCAAUCGCCACGGACCGGCGCACGGGCGACGUGUUCGCGGUGAAGUCCGUGGAGAUCGCGCGCGCCGGCGUGCUCGAGCGCGAGCAGAGUUUACUCUCUGCUCUGAGCUCGCCGUACGUCGUGUCGUGCCUGGGCGCCGACGUGUCGGUGGCGGCGGACGGGAGUGGACGGAUGUGCUACGACCUGUUCUUGGAGUACGCACCGGGCGGAUCGCUGGCCGACGAGAUCAAGCGGUGCGGCGGUCGGUGCGAGGAGGCCGUGAUACGGUCGCGCGCGGCAGACAUCCUCCGCGGGCUGGCCUACGUGCACGGCGCCGGCGUCACGCACUGCGACGUCAAGGGCCGGAACGUGCUGCUCGGCGCCGACGGGCGCGCCAUGCUCGCCGACUUCGGGUGCGCGCGCUGGAUGGCGGACGAGGACGGCAAUGCCGGCAUCGGGACUGGUGGGACGAUCGUCAGGGGCACGCCAAUGUUCAUGUCGCCGGAGGCCGUGCGUGGCGAGAUGCAGGGGGCGGCAGCCGACAUCUGGGCGCUCGGGUGCACGGUGAUCGAGAUGGCCUCCGGCGGCGCGCCGUGGCAGCAGCGGUUCGCCGACCCCGUCGCGGCUCUCCACCACGUCGCGCACUCCGGCGACGUCCCUCAGCCCCCCGCCUGGCUCUCCGACGAGGCGAAGGACUUCCUGUCCCGUUGCUUGAUCAGGGACCCGGCCAAGCGGUGGACUGCGGAGCAGCUUCUCCAGCACCCGUUCGCCGCGUCCUCCUCGGCGCCCAUGGAUCCCGCCGCCGCCAAGGCUUCGCCGAUCGAGCUCCGGGUGUCGCCCAAGAGCGUCCUCGACCAGGCAUUCUGGGACGAUUCCGACUCCGACACGACGGGGGCGCUCAGACCCGCCGACCGCGUCCGCGCGUUGGCAUACGACGCCGCGGCCGACUGGACCUGGAGCGGCGAGCACUGGAUCACCGUCUGCGCGCACACCGGCAUCGGCGACAACUACAACGACACGACAGCAUCAGCAGGAUUCGAGGCGGACGCCGGAAGCAGCAGCACGGGAGUGUCCGAGGACCAAAUUGGCAGUGGCGGCGGCGGCGAGCACAUGCGCGUGGACGCUCCCGACGGCCACGCCUCGUCACAUGGCCACCAUCACGGCAGCUCAGCGUCUCACGCGAGCUCUGGCAGUGGUAGUAGCUCGUCUGGCUGUAACAGCGUGAUUAGCGGCAGUAACAAUGACAGGUGUUGUAGCCAUAGCAGUAAUUUCGCAAGUUCUCGUGAUUGGCAUGCGCCGUUCGGGAGAAGGAAUUUGGCAGCGACGGCAGAACAGAUUGGAGAUUGUGGCUUUUGCCGCGAUGGUAACAACAAUAUGAUGCAAGCUGAGGCCAUGGUACGGCAUGGGACCGCAGUGCACGACGGGCCGCCAACCCCGUCGGCGUUCAGCUUCCCACAGACCUGA
Molecule: messenger RNA, 2057 nt
Organism: Panicum hallii
Lineage: Eukaryota; Viridiplantae; Streptophyta; Magnoliopsida; Poales; Poaceae
Product: mitogen-activated protein kinase kinase kinase 18-like
Exons: 3
Coding region: 552-2057 (501 amino acids)
Biological process (GO): protein phosphorylation
Molecular function (GO): protein kinase activity; ATP binding
Source: RefSeq, a predicted model, not a curated record